Messenger RNA from Malaya genurostris, 1155 nucleotides. RefSeq names its product UBX domain-containing protein 1. Bases 98 to 1051 code for a protein of 317 amino acids. NCBI's taxonomy places the organism in Eukaryota, Metazoa, Arthropoda, Insecta, Diptera, Culicidae. The record is from RefSeq and is a predicted model, not a curated record. Gene Ontology annotation, molecular function: protein binding. The transcript has 3 exons.
UCAACAAUUGUAAAUUACAAGCAGAAUUCGUGUUUCACUGUUAUGCUGUGGUUUCAUUAAAAGUUAUCUUAGAAACAAAAUUUACACUUUACUCACGAUGUCCGAUAUUCAGACUCUAGUGGAUAUGGGAUUUCCCAAGGAGCGUGCAGAAAAAGCAUUACAAGUCACGGAAAACAAAGGCGUUGAAGUGGCAAUGGAAUGGCUAUUAGCUCAUGCAGAUGACGAUAUUCCAUCAAGUAGUGAAUCGUCUGUUGGGGCAUCGCUACCGGCCGAAGGUUCUCCAGCUACGGUGACUGGAGAUGAAGCUUCUACUAUCGCAAAGUCUUUGAAAUGUGAUGAGUGUGGGAAGCUUUUCAAAUCCCAAGACGAGGUUGAAUUCCAUGCUGCCAAAACUCAGCAUAGUAGUUUUUCGGAAUCAACCGAGGAAAAGAAACCACUGACCGAGGAAGAAAAGAAAGCACAGCUUGCAUUACUGGAGGAGAAGAUGAAACGCAAAAGACUGGAGCGAGAGGAAAACGAAAAAAAGGAAGCAUUGGAACGAGAACGUUUACGAAUUAAGUCUGGAAAAGACAUGCUGGAAGCACGACGGAAAAUGGAAGAACAGGAGAUGAAAAAGGUAAUGGAUCAACGAAGACGCGAAAAAAUGGAGGAGAAAGCAGCAAGGGAACGGGUGAAGGCCCAAAUUGAAGCAGAUAAGGCAGCUCGAAAAGCGAAACAAACUGGUGAAUCCGCCAAUUCGCCAUCGUCGGCACCGGCCACAUCAACAACAACGCCGACUCAAUCGACGCCAGCUGCUCCCCGAAACUACAGUAAUACACGCAUUCAAAUUCGUAUGCUGGACGGUAGCACUUUGAUCGAAACAUUCGAUGCCAAGGAACAGCUGGCUGCUGUGAGACUGUUUGUGCAACUCAAGCUUGGAGCCAAUCCGGCACCGUUCGGCUUCAUGACCAAUUUUCCGAAAAAGAUCUUCAAUUCGGACGACUAUGAGGUCCCACUUGACAAAUUAGGCCUGGUACCGUCGGCUGUGUUGAUCGUCACAAAGACGCCCUGAGCUACGUAGUACGAUGUUUUUCGGGGUCAUACUGUACUAAAAUCGAAUGUAUAAUUUUUUUUUGCAAAAACGAAAAUAAAACGCUGGGUCAGCUUGGUUUUGAA